Gymnogyps californianus (California condor) is the source of this 828-nucleotide messenger RNA. RefSeq names its product H6 family homeobox 2 (gene HMX2). Gene Ontology annotation, molecular function: DNA-binding transcription factor activity, RNA polymerase II-specific; RNA polymerase II transcription regulatory region sequence-specific DNA binding. Gene Ontology annotation, cellular component: nucleus. The record is from RefSeq and is a predicted model, not a curated record. NCBI's taxonomy places the organism in Eukaryota, Metazoa, Chordata, Aves, Accipitriformes, Cathartidae. The transcript is spliced from 2 exons. Gene Ontology annotation, biological process: regulation of transcription by RNA polymerase II. The coding region runs from base 1 to 828 and encodes 275 amino acids.
AUGAGCAGCAAAGAAGACCCGAGCAAGUGCUGUCCGGCGGCUGCUCCCCUCUCCAGUUUCACCAUCCAGUCCAUCCUGGGUAGCGGCAGCGCCGAGCCCCCCCGGGAGGCCGGCGGCAGGGCGGCCGCCUGGCCCGCCCGCGGCCGGACCCUCUCCCUCUCCUCGGAGGACGAGGAGCCGGAGGAGAGCUGGAAACACCGCGGCUGCUUCUGCCCGGAGGCUCAGGGCCCCGCCGAGGCGUGCCACAAGCACCAGCCCCUCAGCUUCACCUGUCUCGGCAGCGCCAAGGGGAGCGGAGCAGCGGCGGCGGCGGGCAGCGGGGAGCGGGGGCCCUUCCUCUCGCCCCCCCAGCAGGACUGUAAGGAGGAGAAGGAGAAGCCGCUGGGACCCGCCUCGCCCUCCUGCGGGGACCGGCAACGCGACGGCGGGGACCGGCAGGCCGGCGCCGCCAAGAAGAAGACGCGCACGGUGUUCAGCCGCAGCCAGGUCUAUCAGCUGGAGUCCACCUUCGACAUGAAGCGCUACCUGAGCAGCUCGGAGCGGGCCUGCCUGGCCUCCAGCCUGCAGCUCACCGAGACCCAGGUGAAGACCUGGUUCCAGAACCGCAGGAACAAGUGGAAACGGCAGCUCUCGGCCGAGCUGGAGGCGGCCAACAUGGCCCACGCCUCGGCGCAGACUCUGGUGGGGAUGCCGCUGGUGUUCAGAGACAAUUCCCUCCUCCGAGUGCCGGUGCCCCGGUCCAUCGCCUUCCCCGCUCCUCUCUACUAUCCCGGCAGCAACCUCUCGGCCUUACCGCUCUACAACCUCUACAACAAGAUCGACUACUGA